This is a messenger RNA of Enterobius vermicularis (human pinworm), 483 nucleotides long. Lineage: Eukaryota; Metazoa; Nematoda; Chromadorea; Rhabditida; Oxyuridae. The record is from the annotation of a GenBank genome assembly.
AUGUCUGCUCCUGGAGGACAAACUACAUCAGAAAUUAACGAACGGCACUCGCUGCGUACUUCAGCAAUUAUAUGCGCAUUGAUUCAAUCUGUAGCUACCGUGGGAAUAAGCCUAAUACUGCUUAUAUUUGUGCACAGUGGCAGAACGUCGAUAACAGUCGUUUUAGCAGUAGUAAAUUUAUUCGCAUGUGUUGCAGCAAUUGUAUUCUUAGCGCUUUGUGUCUUAAAGCGAAAAUACGGUCGAAACUAUGAUCGCAUUCUUCACACUUAUCUUCUCAGUAUGCUGGUUGAAGGCUUGGCUAGCCUUUUUGCAGUAUUAUUCUACCCGUUACUCUUAUUACAACACUUAAACGAAUGGGAAACUGAAAAUAUUGUUGAAGCAGCGUCGAUGACGAUUAUAGGAGCGGUAAUGGUUUCUUACCAAGUAUUCCAGAAGCGUAUUGUUGAAGAUAUGCUUACCUACAUGGAAUAUAAUUUCAAAUAA